AUGUCGAUUCUUGGUCAAAGUUUACCAAUCAAGGGUCGUUUGGUAGUACUUGGCUUACCAAGAACUAGUACAACAUUACUCUACAAUUUACUAGCCUUUGAUACGAAUUGUCGGACACCACUGUACACUCGAGAUCAAAUUACAAAACGAUAUUGUCAAUUAACUGAUCGAAUGGUCUAUUGUAUUAUGAAGUUUCAUGAAAGUCAAAAGCAAAAAGUUGAUUCAACACGAAAAGUUCUUUUCAAUAUGACUUAUGAUAAUUUGAUGAACAAUCCUAUUGAUGUUGUUCAUAGAAUAUACGAUUAUUUUGGUCUUGAUUGGUCGACGAAAUUUGAAACAGCAAUGCAAAAGUGGCUUACAGAAAAUCCUCAAGGAAAACAAGGCCAUCAUUCAUAUUUCCAAACAGAUUUUGCUUUAACAUGUGAAGAGAUUGAAACACGUUAUGCUGAUUACACGAAACUUUUUCUCUCUCAAUGA
This is a messenger RNA of Rotaria sp. Silwood1, 477 nucleotides long. NCBI's taxonomy places the organism in Eukaryota, Metazoa, Rotifera, Eurotatoria, Philodinida, Philodinidae. The record is from the annotation of a GenBank genome assembly.